This is a messenger RNA of Mustela lutreola (European mink), 4000 nucleotides long. RefSeq names its product transcription elongation factor, mitochondrial (gene TEFM). The record is from RefSeq and is a predicted model, not a curated record. Gene Ontology annotation, biological process: transcription elongation by mitochondrial RNA polymerase; mitochondrial transcription. Gene Ontology annotation, molecular function: DNA polymerase processivity factor activity; nucleic acid binding. The transcript has 6 exons. NCBI's taxonomy places the organism in Eukaryota, Metazoa, Chordata, Mammalia, Carnivora, Mustelidae. Gene Ontology annotation, cellular component: mitochondrial nucleoid. Bases 516 to 1211 code for a protein of 231 amino acids.
GGAGCAAAAGGAGAAAAACUGAGGGAGGGGUGAACUGGAAGCUGGAGCCAAGGAACUGGAGCCAGGGACCCAAAGUGGCCUUGCUCCCAGGUACAUGAAAGAAGUCUGGCCAAUUGAAACAGGCAGAAACGAGAACCAGAAAGACAAGAUGGCCAGGACCACCAGCAGCUAUGUGCAGGAGACAGACAUAGCUGGAGGAUGGAAGAAGUCGGAACUGUCCCCCUUGAGUAGGCGUUUUCUUCCUAGAGAUCCCGCUCGGUGGCUGUCACGGGCCGGCCUUGGGCAGAACGUCUCCAGGACGCGGUGGAAUGAAUGUGCAGACCACCCGGGGGCUCGGGAUCCAAGGACACCGCCUUGGCUGGACGCCGCCACGAGGCGCGCAGCGGAGGAGUGGCUCCCGCGCAGCUCAGCCGGACGCAUCCCCCGCCGGAACGCCGCGGCCGCCGGAACCUUUGCGCCGCCAGGCCGGGCCCUAAAAGGCGAAGCACCCCCGGGCCGGAAGUCAGUGGGGGAAGAUGGGACUGCGGGAACCCCGUGCUUUACCUGGAAGGAUGAGCGUCGGUAGUUUGCUCGUGGCGGGAGGAAGGUGGCGAUGUUUUCCAGUUCCAUUAAGGUCAUUCUUAAUCCAGGCGCUACAUAGUUCCUGCUGUUGGAAAAAAUCCGAUGCACCUAAGAAGAUUACUCCCAAUGCUGCUUUUUAUGAUGAAAAUACAAAGGAACCUGGAAAUGCACUUGACAAGCUCUUCUCUUCAGAACAGCAGGCUACCAUCUUGCAUGUGUUGAAUACGGCAUCUAAUAAAGAACUUGAAGCUUUCAGGUUGCUUCGUGGAAGAAAAUCCGUCAAUAUUAUAGAGCACAGAGAGAAGUUUGGGCCAUUUCAGAAUUUGGAGAGUUUAAUGAAUGUGCCCUUGUUCCAGUAUAAAACAACCAUUCAAGUUUGUAACUCCAUUCUUUGUCCAGAGACUGGAGGGAAAAAAAGAAAGUUCCAGGACAACCGGCUCUUGAGAAAGCUCAUCAAACCAGAAAUAGAGAGAGAGAGAUUUAAGGCAGUUAAUAGUAUCGUAUCCAUCGUUUUUGGAACUCGAAGAGUUGCCUGGGCUCAUGUGGAUCGUAAACUGGCGGUGCUGGACUGGCAGCAGAAUGAGUGCUGCCAGCUGAUGAAAGGAACGUACAUAUCAUCUGUCUAUUUACAAGAGGUGUUUGAAAAUUGAGUUUGCCACUUGCAACGACAUGGACAGCAUAGAUUACUCAGAAGGAUUUUCCUAAGUAAUGGGACAAAAUUAGUUCUAAACUAAAUGCUGCUAUCGCCUCCCCUAAUACAGCAUAAAAGACUCAAAACAAUCAAACUUAGAAAAAAAAUUGGUCAUGGUAACACAGAAAAUAUAAAAGUCCAGCUUCUAGAAAUAAAAACUACAAAAUGUGUGAAAUACAAAAUACAUUAGAUGGCAAGGACAGCAUACCACAUGCUGCAGAAAAUAUUUGUGAACUUCAGUAGUUAGAAACUAUCCAAGAGAGGAACAAGAUAACUGCAAACCUGAACAAUCAUCGAACUGAGACAGCUUAGCAGCAUUAUUCAGAAUAGAAUGUGGUGGGCGUCUGGGUGGCUCAGUGGGUUAAGCCUCUGCCUUCGACUCAGGUCAUGAUCUCAGGAUCCUGGGAUCAAGCCCCGCAUCAGGUUCUAGGCUCAGCGGGGAGCCUGCUUCCCUGUCCCCCCAACCCCUCAGCCUGCCUCUCUGCCUACUUGUGAUCUCUGUCAAAUAAAUAAGAUCUUAAAAAAAAAAAAAAAGAAUAGAAUGUGGUAUGGAAACAACCUGAGUGCCCACCCAUGAAUGGAUCCAGAUGUGGUUUCUAUACACAAUGGAAGAUUACUCAGCCCGAAGAAAAGACAUCCUGCCGUUUGGAACAGCACAGAUGGACCAGGAGCACAUCAGACUAAGUGAGGUUAAGUCAGAGAAAAGCAAGUACUCUAUGACAUUCCUUAUGUGUGGAUUCUAAAAAAGCCAAACUCAAAAACAAAGAGUAAAAUGGUGGUUACCAGGAGAUGGGGUAGGGGGAUAGGACAAAUGUUUAAGGGUACAAACUUGCAAUGAGUAAUCAAUAAAUCCUAGAGACCUAAUGCACAGUAUAGUAAAUACAGACAAUAUAUUAUAAUCACCAAACUUCCCAAGGCCAUAACUUAAUUAUUCCAACCACUAAAAAGAAAUAAUUAUGUAAUGUGAUAGAGGUACUAAUUACUAAUUAUCAACACAAUGGCAAACAUACUGCUAUAUAAAUGUAUAAAAUUAACAUGUUGUAUGCCUUAAAUAUAUACAAUGUUAUAUGUCAGAUAUAUUUUAAUUAAAAGAAAAAAAAUAAUGCUUGGAAUUUUCCAAAUUUGAUAAGCUAUAAACCCAUUCAUAUAAGAAGCUCAACAAACCCCAACCACAUGAAACAUGAAGAAAACCACACGAAUGCACAUCAAAGUCAGAGUUGCUAACAAUGAGUGACAAAGAGAAAAAUCUUAAAAGAAGCAAAGAACAGAUGACUGAAACACAUUAUAUAUAUACAAAUCCAUGAGUUCAUCAUAAUACUGAAAAAAAGUAAACUACCCCAAAACUCACUGGACAACCUCAGAGAUUACUAGGGCAUCAUUACUCUGUGAACUGAUAAAUAAAAAGAAAGAAUGAAGCAUUUCUCAUUGCAUUUCCUGUACAAACUCUAUGUCAAAGUGUCCAGACAGUUGAUGAGAUAUGCUUCUCAGAAUUUUAACUAAUAAAUUCAGAAAGGCUAAGUGAAUUACAAAAUCACCCAUUUUCUAACUUUCAAUGAAAUAAUCAAGCUACUUGAUAAAGAUCAUUCAUGGCUACAAAAUACUAUUAGUUCAAAGAGUGAUGGGGGAACUCUUUAAUGAACAGAUCAGCCUGGAAACAAGUGAACUCAUCAGUCCAUGUUAAUAUCACAUAGCACACAGCCUUGCCUAAGCAUGUACAUAGCCCUGAAACAGAAACUGAAUCUAAUCAAGCCCACAGAUCUGCCAGUUUACAAGUAAAACAGGGAAGAGGAAUAUAUUAACUGAUACCAUAAAGAUACAAUCAGCCAUAUCUAAAAAUGUGAGAAAUUUUAUGAAAAAUGACCCAUGUUCUUCAACAAAUAAAUGGUAUGAAAAAGAUGAAGGAAUUAUUAGGGAGACUGAAAGAAAUUUUAAAAAGCAUUAAUCAGGGGCGCCUGGGUGGCUCAGUGAUUUAAAGCUUCUGCCUUUGGCUCAGGUCAUGAUCCCAGGGUCCUGGGAUCGAGUCCCACAUCGGGCUCUCUGCUCAGCGGGGAGCCUGCUUUCUCCUCUCUCUCUCUUUCUGCCUGCCUCUCUGCCUACUUGUGAUCCUGUCUGUCAAAUAAAUAAAGUCUUUAAAAAACAAAACAAACAAACAAACAAACAAAAAAAACCAUUAAUCAAAUGUAGAUGUAAACCUUGUUUAGAUCCAAAUUUGCACAAAGCAUUUAAACAACAGAAAGCCAAAACAAGAGUAUGUAUUAAACCAAAUUAAGGUAUAAAGUUAAUUUCAUUAGGUUUAAUUAUAAUACUGUGGUUAUGCUUUUUUAAAAUUCCUUAUCCGGGGAUGCCUGGGUGGCUCAAUCAGUUAAGUGUUUGCCUUUGGUUCAGGUCAUGAUCCCAGGGUCCUGGGAUCAGGUCCUCCAUUGGGCUCCCCACUGGGGAGUCUGCUUCUCCCUCUCCCUCUGUCCUUGCUGGUAUGUUCGCGCGCUCUCUCUCACUCACCCUCUCAAAUAAAUAAAAUCUUAAAAAAAAAAAAAGUCCUUAUCAAGGGAGCCUGACUGGUUCAGUCAGAGGAGCGUGUGACUCUUGAUCAUGGGGUUGUACACGUCCCAUGUAGAGAUUACUUAAAAAUAAAAUCUUAAUAAAUACAUGAAUAAAUAAAUAAGUAAAGUCCUUAUCAGAGAUACCUGUGAAAUAUAUAUGGGUAAAAUUAUAUGAUGGUCUUAAGAUUUGUUUUAAAACUGUACAGGC